AUGAUAGAAGAUACAAUGACUCUGCUGUCCCUGUUAGGUCGUAUCAUGCGUUAUUUUCUGCUCCGGCCGGAGACCCUGUUCCUACUAUGCAUCAGUUUGGCCCUGUGGAGUUACUUCUUCCACACGGACGAAGUGAAGACCAUCGUCAAGUCGAGUCGCGACGCCGUCAAGAUGGUCAAGGGGAAAGUGGCAGAGAUGAUGCAGAACGAGCGAUUUGGAGGUCUGGACGUCCUGGAUGCAGAGUUCGCCAAGACGUGGGAGUUGAAGAGCCACAACGUUGCCGUGUUCUCCAUCCAAGGCCGUCGAGACCACAUGGAGGACCGGUAUGAUGUGCUCGCAGACGUCGUCAACAAGAGCCACCCGUCUAUUUUUGGGAUUUUUGACGGACACGGCGGAGAGGCUGCUGCUGACUACGCAAAGGCACACCUGCCGGAGGCACUCCGCCAACAGUUGCUGAACUAUGAACGUGACCGGGAGCGGGAUAGGGAAAAGGAUAAAGAGAAAGAUGAGAAAAAGGACGGCUUGUCUUACCCAUCUAUCCUGGCGCAGCAGAUCCUGACGAUAGAUCGGGAAAUGUUGGAAAAGCUGUCCGCCACGUACAAUGAAGCAGGCACCACAUGUCUGGUGGCCCUCCUGUCCGAUAAGGAGCUGACGGUUGCCAACGUCGGCGACUCACGCGGAGUCCUCUGCGAUAAAGACGGAAACGCCAUUCCUCUAUCGCACGACCACAAGCCGUACCAGUUAAAAGAGCGCAAGAGGAUCAAGAAAGCUGGCGGCUUCAUCAGUUUCAAUGGCUCGUGGCGCGUGCAGGGCAUUCUGGCCAUGUCCCGCUCCCUGGGCGACUACACUCUCAAGAAUCUUAACGUGGUCAUCCCCGAUCCCGACAUCCUCUCCUUCGACCUGAACAAGCUGCAGCCCGAGUUUAUGAUCUUGGCGUCGGACGGCCUCUGGGACACCUUCAGCAAUGAGGAGGCCGUACGCUUCAUCCGCGAACGCCUGGACGAGCCGCAUUUUGGCGCCAAGAGCAUCGUCCUCCAGUCGUACUACCGCGGCUGCCCCGACAACAUAACCGUCAUGGUGGUCAAGUUCAAAGGCAAGACGGGAGAGCAGUAG
This is a messenger RNA of Nerophis lumbriciformis (worm pipefish), 1113 nucleotides long. The record is from RefSeq and is a predicted model, not a curated record. NCBI's taxonomy places the organism in Eukaryota, Metazoa, Chordata, Actinopteri, Syngnathiformes, Syngnathidae.